This is a messenger RNA of Microcebus murinus (gray mouse lemur), 4060 nucleotides long. RefSeq names its product HAUS augmin like complex subunit 6 (gene HAUS6). Gene Ontology annotation, molecular function: microtubule binding. The record is from RefSeq and is a predicted model, not a curated record. Gene Ontology annotation, cellular component: HAUS complex; mitotic spindle microtubule. NCBI's taxonomy places the organism in Eukaryota, Metazoa, Chordata, Mammalia, Primates, Cheirogaleidae. Gene Ontology annotation, biological process: spindle assembly.
CAGCACGCAAACGCAGAAAAAUUCGCUGGCCGCGCAAUGCACUGUGGGCCUCGUAGUUCCCAGGCUGGGCCUGACUGAGAGGGACAGAGGGAAGUGCGCGCAGCAUGGCGGGAGAUAUAGUCCUCCAGGAAGUCCCGCCUCCCCUGGAAGCCUAGCGGCGCAGGCGCACAUUGCUCUUCCUUAAGCGCGGGAGUCUCGGUUUGUGGUGGUUUCUCUUAGGCUGCUGUGGCCCCGCUACCGUUAGAGGCUCCAUUUCCCGGAGACUUUACAGCCCUUUGAGGCGAAACAGCUCCAGACUAGGGAGGAGCAGGCGGUGGCCAUGGAGGGACCGCCGCGACCUCAGGCUGCCCGUAGGGAGGGAUCCUGAGGGCCCUCAGAUUCGCUUGGGCGUGCUCUUUGUUUCCUUUCAGUCUCCGUGCCUACCGCGAGGAUGAGCUUUGCCUUGGGCACCUCUUUCGAAAAGGAGCAUCUCUGGAUGUAUCUGCAGGCGCUCAACUUCGAGCCAGGCCCUGCGACCAUUGCCUGCGGAAAGAUCGUGUCGCACACACACCUUGGAGUGAACAUGUUUGACAAGCUGAACCGUGAUGCCUUUCAUAUAGUUUCUUAUUUUUUAUUUCAAACUCUGGACCAGUCUCUCACCAAAGAAGUUUUCAAAUUUUGUUGGCCUCCAUUUGACCAAAAAGGUGAUGCUGAAUUCCGGAAACAUUGCUGUGAAUGGUUAAAAAGGAUUUCUGCUGAAUAUGGAAGUAGCUUUCCUCAAGUUGUUGGUUCACUAUUUCUUUCUCCUGGUGGUCCUAAGUUUAUUCAUCUGAUGUAUUAUUUUGCAAGAUAUGUUGCAAUAAAAUAUAUUAAAACCAAUUCUAAAGAUUCUUCUCUACGUUUUACAGAGGCAUUUAAUGUAAAGCCACAAGAUUUGCACAAAUGCCUUGCCAGGUGCCAUGUAGCACGUAACAGAUUUUUACAAAUUUUACAAAGAGAAGAUUAUGUUAUCCAAAAAUAUCAGGAAUAUAUACAGUUAUCAGUUAAGCAAGUACGAAAUUCAAGGUCUGAAUAUAUAGGACUGCAAAAUCAAAUAAAAACAAUGGGACCCUGUGAUGACCAAAGUAAUAUACAAGAGAAAAUUCAAAAGGUUCGAUCUUUGUGGGCUUCAGUGAAGGAAAAACUCACGUUCUUGGAAAAAGAGAGAGAAGUUGUUAGUUCAGUCCUUAGUCUUGUUAACCAGUAUGCUUUAGAUGGAACUAAUGUUGUUAUUAAUAUUCCAAGGCUCUUACUUGAUGAAAUUGAGAAACAAAUGUAUCAGUUGCACAUAGGAAAUGUUUAUGAGGCUGGAAAAUUGAACCUCUUAACAGUUAUUCAGUUAUUAAAUGAAGUCUUGAAAGUAAUGAAAUACGAACGUUGUCAGGCUGACCAACCAAGAUUGACAAUAGACCUUCACCAUCUUGAAAAAGAGACCAAAUUUCAGAGGGAAAGAUUAUCAGAUCUGAAGCAUAUGAGGUAUAAAAUAAAAGAAGAUCUCACGACUAUAAGACAUUCUAUUGUUGAAAAGCAAGGAGAAUGGCAAAAGAAAUGGAAAGAAUUUCUUGGUCUGUCUCCUUUCAGUCUAAUUAAAAAUUCAUCUCCAGCUGUGGAUCUUUUACCACCUAUGUCUCCCCUCUCCUUUGAUCCUGCCUCAGAAGAAGUAUAUGCAAGGAGUGUUCUUUUCCAGUAUCCUGCUUCACUUCAAGAUACACUUAAGCAACAUAACCAAGAAAAUGGUUGCAGAAUAGACAGUGAUACUUUGGGAGCUGUGCAUAAUCUAGCCAACAGCCCUGACUCUUCCCUGUUGCAGCCAGAUUCAUCAUCAGAUAGAAACAGCGUUCUACUACUUGAAAAGGACAUGAAAAUAAGAACUCCCAAAGAGAAAAAUGAAACAAUUUCUAAGAAAAUACCAGAAUUUGAAGUGGAAGAGUCUCCAUUAUCAGAUAUUGCAAAGAAUACAGAAAGUAGUGCAUUUGGAGGAUCUCUGCCAGACAAAAAAAAUGAUCCAUUCCAAAAAGAGCAAGAUUAUUUGGUAGAAGAGGUUGCCAGGGCAGUUUUAUCUGAUUCACCCCAGCUCUCUGAGGGAAAAGAAGUAAAAUUAGAGGAACUAAUUGACUCUUUAGUUUCUAACCCCUUCUUAACAAGGAACCAAAUUCCCCGUACUCCAGAAAACUUGAUAACUGAAAUCAGGAGCUCAUGGAGAAAAGCUAUUGAAAUGGAAGAUAACAGAAGUGAGGAACCAAUUCAAAUGGAUACUGAAAACAGAGAAGUAUUGCAUAAUCAAAGAGAACUUAGCAUGGCCAGUUUUCUCUUAGACACUACUGUGUCAGAUAUUGGCCAGUCUCAUUUGCCUGAAGAGAAAGUUGUUUCAGAUUGCAAGUGUGUACCUCCGAAAUAUGCGGUGACCAGUCACAUAGGUGAACCACCAACACAAAAUCAGUCAGAUUUGUUAAAUAAGGAAAUAAUUUGCAAGCAAGACUUAGAACAUACAGUUUUACCAACCAGGCUUUCAGAAACUAGCCAAAUAGCGACAUUCUCGCCUGCCCUAGGCAGUAGGAUAGAUGUGAUGGGCAGCAGUGAAGAGCAACAUGUUAAAAUAUUGGACCACUCACAAGCUUCUAGUAACAAACCUUCUAUGAAUAAAACUACAUUAUGGGACUCUUUUCAAAUGUCAAGUGGUAUUGGUUCUAAGAGUUUUAAGGAUAUUGAUUUUGGCAUAUUACAUGAAACUCUUCCAGAAGAAGUUGGUCACCUAAGUCUUAAUAGCUCCAGUAGUUUAGAGGCCAGUUUUAAACUGGAACCAAAUAGUCCUGUGCACAGUGGCAUUUUUCCAGAAGAUGUUGUGGGAGAAAGACAGACUACCCCAGAAUCAAACUUCAAUUUUCAGGCUAUUUGCAGUAGAUAUGAGGCUCUGAAGAAAUCUCUUUCCAAGAAAAGGGAAGACUCUUACAUCUCUAAUGCUGAAACACUUGAAAGACUCAAAGCAGAAUUGAGCCCCACUCUCCAAAAUGUGCAAACAGAUGAUGUGUUUGACCCUCAUGAUUUGCACACUGAGUAUACAAAACCUUCUUUACGGCUGUCUCUUGGUCAAAGAAAACAGUCUGUUUCACCACUAAUUAAGUUUUCUCCAGUGGAGCAAAGAUUGAAGACCACAAUGCCAUGUAGUCUUGGAGAACUACCUAAUUUAAAAGAAGGAGACAUCUUGAAUAAGAGCCUUGAUGCAACAGAAUCUCCAUCUGACUUGACAAGAUGAAGCAGUACCCAAUUAAUUUAACUACGAUGCACUUAAAUUGAAGCAGUGUCACUGGAUAGAAACUGAUUUAUAACUUAAAUACAUGUUGGAAGUAUAAUACUUUUUUUCAAGGUUUAAAAAUUGUAAAUGCCUUUUAGCCUCCCAUAAUGUUUUUAGGUAAGAAAAAGUACGUUUGGGUUUUUUCUUUGUAAGGAUACGGGGUUGAAUGUGAAGUAUUUGGAAAGCAACUGUCGAGUUAUGGGAAGCUGUGUUGAUUUCGUGAAUUUUGUAAGCAUUAAGUAAAUGACAAAAGUAACAGUUUGACUAAUUUAUUAUGUUAUAAUUUCAGUUAACUAACAUGAGGAUAAGUAGUUGUACUUUCACUAAGUGGUUGAUACAAUAGCCAUAGAAUAUACUGAUCUUCCAUUUUAGAGAAACCCACAACUUUUAUUGUUUCAUUAUGGAACAUUAUGGUACUAACCAGAAAAAGUAAGAAAAGUAGUGUCUUGGGAUGUAUAGUCAAGAUGACAAAUUUUAAGACUGGGAAAACUAAAUAGGCUUAAUGACUAUUUAAGUAGAUUAUCCUGAGAAAUGAUGUUUGAUGGAAUAAAGUGCAUGUGAUGAUAAGUGAAGACUGGGGCAGAAUGGUUUUUGAAAAAGGAAAACGAUGACUAGACACUUUGAAGGAACAUUGUCAAACUAUAAAUCCAUUCAGUGGGUUGUAUAACAUUUAGUCUAAUUUAGACUUUGAGAAUUUAAUCCUAGUUUUAUAUUUUAACAAAAAUAUAAACUAAAAAUUCAUUUAGUCUG